AUGAGCGGCCCCAUCAACAUCGGAUCUGACGGCGAGUGGCAGACGUUGCUGUCAGGAACCACCGUCGUCGUCGCAGAUUUCUACGCCGAUUGGUGCGGUCCCUGCAAGAUGAUUGCGCCGCACUUUGAGCGCCUCUCCAAGGAGCACUCGCGCCCGAACAAGGUGGCCUUUGCCAAGGUCAACGUCGACAACCAAGCCAACAUCGCCCGCAGCCAAGGCGUCACUGCCAUGCCCACGUUCAAGAUCUUCCACAACGGCACGGCCGUCGAGACCAUCCGCGGCGCCAACCCGUCAGCCUUGACCGAAGCCAUCACAAAGGCCGUCUCGCUCAGCGACGGUGGCAAAGUCGAGGACGUAUUCAAGACGCCCGGCAGGACACUCGGUGGCGAUGGUCCCAUCCCCGGCCAGGGCCGUCACUGGAGCGUGACGCUGUUGCUCAACAUCAUCAUGAUGUUUGUCGGGCUGUAUCUCACGUCUUUAUUUUCGAUUGAUUCGUACAAGGCGGCGGAACAGUCCAUGUUCAAUCCGAAGAGACAGCAGCCACCGUUGAAGCCGGCAUCGGCUGGAGGGCCGGCACCAGCAGGGAGCGCUCGGGCGCAACAACAAAACAUUGCUCUUCACGAGCCAACAGAUGUAUCAAAGAGCCAAUCUUUGGAGGAUAUUGAAAAGGUUGUUCGAGAAGCAAAACAACGCUUUCGAGACACGCUUCCAAAGGGCUAUCUCAACGACGAGGAGUAUGCGCUGUACGAACGGCUUUAUGGCCCACCACUUCACACUAUUGAGGAGUCACCAGGGUACGUCGAUGCGGUGGCAAGAAACCCAAGGGAGCAUGAGGCAUUGCAGAGAUUGAUGCAAGACUUCAAGGCCGCGCAACAAAAACAAAUAGAAGAUGAAAUUGCAGCAGCUAGAGAAGAAGCCGAAGCAGAGCAGGAAGCAUAUGAAAUGGACGAAGAGGAUGAACUAUUUGAUCAACCAGAACAGACUACGGAUAGCCUAGAGAGGGACAUGAGCCUAGGCGAGACGCGGAGAUUCCAUCCUUUCACAUUGCAAGGCAGAUUCCAUGGAAGCCCAGUCGAAAUUGCGCUACCUCAAAGCGCACUCGUUACACCCAUUCGGGACCUUUUGGAUCGAACUCAUUUGAGCCACGUCAAGACGGCCGCCGAAGCAGCCUUUGGUGGACAAGGACUGCCGACUUCACCAUCAACACCGGAAGGAAGAAAAAAUGGGCAGAUGGGUGGCGUUGGCUUGCCCCCUGAUCAAAGACACAUGACGGAAAUUGAGGCAGAUGCGUUCCUAGCUGGUUAUCUCCCCCCUGCUUAUGCCUCUGUCACCUCAGUUUUGCGAGAAGUGCGGAAGCGGCUAGGCAGUGACUGGAUUCAACAGCGACUCAAAAAGAAGGAAAACGCAGGGCUCAGUGUAUUGGACGCUGGAGCUGGUGGAGCUGGCCUCGUUGCCUGGGAGCAAAUCCUCAAUACGGAGUGGGAUCUAUUAAGAGAAAAGGGCGAGGUAACGGGUUCGCAGCCCCCAGGGAGAAAGACUGUCAUCACUGGAUCAGAUCGCCUGCGUCACAGGCUGAAAAACUUCCUCCACAAUACAACCUUUUUGCCUCGGUUGCCAGAUUACGAACACUCGGGAGAGAUGCAAGGCGAGCAUCUCGAUGCUGGCAGUAAGCCGCAGCCUCGAAAAAGCUAUGAUCUCAUCAUCGCUUCUCAUCUCUUCCUCAAGGAGAAGCAGGAUCAUUACCGUCAGGCCAUCCUGAACAACCUAUGGACUCUACUGAAUAAAGAUGGCGGAGUACUCAUCGUUAUUGAAAAGGCCCACCCCCGAGGGUUUGAAGCUGUCGCUCAUGUCAGAGAUACACUUCUGAAGCAGUUUCUUCUACCUCAAAAUGGCGAGCCCAGUAUCCCGACGGAAGAGCUCAACCCAGCGUUCCACAAGGAGCGGGAAGCAGGCCACAUUAUUGCACCAUGCACUAACCAUGGAACAUGUCCUAUGUAUAAAGAAGCCGGGAAGAGCAAGGGUCGAAAGGACUAUUGCUACUUCAACCAGCGAUUUACACGACCCACCUUUUAUACCAAGAUGCUGGGCAACAGCUCAAACAACCAGGGCGAAGUAGAGUUUAGUUAUGUGGCGAUACAGCGUGGCCGCUCAAAGAGGGACCAGCUUCCGGGAUGGAAGGCCACUGAACUGGCAUUUGCAGGAUACGAAAAUUCCCAGGAGAGUCCGGAUAUGCAGACUUUGCCCAGAAUGGUCUUGCCGCCAUUAAAACGCAAAGGUCACGUCACUCUGGAUGUCUGCACGCCUGAAGGCAAGAUUGAACGAUGGACGGUGCCCAAGAGCUUCAGCAAACUCGCCUACCACGAUGCAAGAAAAUCGCACUGGGGCGAUCUCUGGGCCCUAGGAGCCAAGACGAAAGUUUCUCGAAGCGUUCGAGUAGGCAGCGGAGUAGAUGAUGGAGGCAAGCGAGCCGAAGGCGGCAAGAAGCCUCGCAAGGUCGAGAUUACAAUGGACGGAGGCCGUCUGUCGGCAAACGAGAAGAAUGCGCGCAAGGAACGCCGGACCAAGGGCAAGCGGGCUAAGCAAACCGACCUGAUCAAGGAGAUCUUGGAGAUGGAGGACCUAGAAGAGCAAGAGAUUGAGAGAGAGAUGGACGCAGAGGUGGAGGAAGAGUUGAGAUUGGAAGAGGAAGACAAGGGCAGGAAGAGGUGA
Molecule: messenger RNA, 2709 nt
Organism: Trichoderma breve
Lineage: Eukaryota; Fungi; Ascomycota; Sordariomycetes; Hypocreales; Hypocreaceae
Product: mitochondrial small ribosomal subunit rsm22 domain-containing protein
Exons: 5
Coding region: 1-2709 (902 amino acids)
Biological process (GO): translation
Cellular component (GO): mitochondrial small ribosomal subunit
Molecular function (GO): methyltransferase activity; structural constituent of ribosome
Source: RefSeq, a predicted model, not a curated record